Molecule: messenger RNA, 1342 nt
Organism: Adineta steineri
Lineage: Eukaryota; Metazoa; Rotifera; Eurotatoria; Adinetida; Adinetidae
Source: the annotation of a GenBank genome assembly
AUGGGUGUUGAAAAUAUCUACUUGAUUCCUCAUUCUUCCAAACCUGCCAAUGAGUAUUUCAAUCGAAAACUAUUAGUAGGCCUCUAUCCAACGUUAUUCUGUUAUGGACUUGGUGCACCUGAAGAUCAAACACGACCACUCACCAUAAAUUUACGAGAACAUAUACGUUAUCUUUUAUCCUACUAUGAUCGACGUUUCGAAAAAAAUCAUAGUUCUAUAUUUGUAGUCUUUAAUUUAUUGCGAAGACGUGAUGCAUGUUUCCAUGCUCAACUUAUAGCAACGAAACCUUAUUUUCGAUCUUCCGCUCAAGAAAUUCUUUCAUUGAACACUAGUGAUAUUGAGGCAGCUCUUAAAAACAUUUCUACAAGAACAUACAAUAAAGGAUCUAACAAGGCUUUAGGUAAACUGGUAAAUCAUAUUAAAACCAUCGGCGGUCGAGUUAUGGGUUCAGCAUAUUCACGUACAUCCUUACGUACACAUCUUAAUGCAAUGAUUUUUAAUCAAAGUCUACCCAACAUAUUUCUCACUCUCAAUCCAGCUGAUAUUCACAGUCCAGUAGCAUUAUAUUUUGCAGGUGUGAAACUUGAUUUGGACAACGUCCAAGCCAAACAACUUAUGGACGCAUACAAACGUGCCGAAAUUAUCGCUUCUCAUCCUGUUGCUACUGCUAAAUGUUUCCAUAUAUUGAUUUCUAAUAUCUUAAAUACUAUGAUUCUUGGUGGACAAGGUUCACUUCAUCUGCAUCUCCUUAUUUGGCUUGAUCAUGACUUAAAGCCAGUUGAUAUAAAGCAGAAAAUUCAAGAUCCAAGUUUUCGUAAAAGUUUGAUAGCAUAUUUAGAAGAUAUCAUCAAAGAAGAUCUAGAUGAAUUCAAAGAUAAAUAUGUCUUCGAGAAUUUAGAUGGUAUAAGAGAUUUCUUUAAUUUCAAUAUCGCAUUCUUCUUCUAUAUUGCAGCGCCAAGAUCAUUCAAUAUUCCAACACGAUUAUCAAGUGAUAAUAUUUAUGCAGCUUUACAUACUAUUGAUUUAGCAGGGUUAGAAGAAAAUACAAAUGAAAAUGAUAUUCGGUUGACGCCGAUGAAAGACCAAUCUUCUCCAUCAAUUCCUUAUGCUUCUCCACCAAAUAUGCGUGGCUCUCCAUCAAUUCCCUAUGCUUUUCCACCAAAUAUGCGUGGCUCUCCAUCAAUUCCUUAUGCUUCUCCGCAACGCACCGAAUUAUUACAAACACCAAUACACGAUCAAUCAAUAUCUAGUAUGAUUUAAAAAAUCGUUAGUGACACACAAAAUCAUAAUUAUCAUUUUAGGUAUGGAUGUUUCAGAUAUCCAGUCAAGGCUACCUCCAGCA